AUGCCGCGCCCACCCAAGAACAAGCCCAUCGCUGAGCCAGUGGUUCCGGUCAUUGCGGCGCCCAGCGUCCCCGUCGCCGUCGCCCCCGCAGCGCACAACUUCAAGGCUCCCCCGGUCAUCGAUGUUGACCAGUUCAUCCGCCAACAACACCAUGCCUGCACGUCCCCCCGGAGCCACUUCAAGAGCGCCCCGCAGCCUCAAGACGUCACCAUCGGCCAUUGUGUGCCUGGCGUCUACCAAAGGCUCCAGACAAUCCAGGAUCUGAUUAGGAGUUUCUCCCAGGAUUAUCUUCGCCAGACUAACCUCCUCAUUGGCGAGGGGACCAACCUUGAGAAUGGCGCAGAGUUGGACCGCAUCGCCGGGUCCCUAAACAACAUGAUUCCGGUCACUUUUGCGCCUCCGCAACCUCCGGUCGAAGAGAAGAAGGAGCGUAAGAAGCGUACGCAUGACCCCAACGCGCCCAAGCGCCCUUUGACCCCCUAUUUCCUGUACAUGCAAACCGCCCGCCCCAUCAUCGCCAAUGAUCUGGGCGACCAGGUUCCCAAGGGGGCCGUUCAGGACGAGGGCCAGCGCCGGUGGUCCGUCAUGACCCCAGCCGAGAAGCUCGGCUGGAACCAGGCUUACCAGUACAACCUCCGUCUCUACAACGCGCGGGUCCACUCUUACAAGAACGGAAACCCGAACGCUAAGGAGAUGAGUGAUGACGACGCUCGCAUCUACGCCGACCAGUUCAGCAUCGGUAUGCCACCCAUCGCUCAAGCCGAGGAGGUACCGGCCAACGAGCAGGAGGCUGUCACCGAGCAGCUGCAGAGGGACGCCGUCCCGGAGCCUGAGCCGUCGGAGCCGUCUGAGGAGGAGCCCGCCGCGCCCGUGGCCAAGACCCCGAAGAAGGCGCCAGCUCGCAAGCGGAAGAGCACAGCGGCUGCCACCCCGGUGGCUGCUGAGAUCGAACCCCCCAAGCCGGUGGCCGCCACCCCAGCCAGCCCCGAGGUCAAGAAGCGGAAGCGGGCUUCCAAGGCAGCGGAGCAGGUCGUCGAGGAGCCUAAGAAGUCUGGCCGUAAGAAGGCCAAGAGCGGUUAG
Molecule: messenger RNA, 1080 nt
Organism: Chaetomium globosum CBS 148.51
Lineage: Eukaryota; Fungi; Ascomycota; Sordariomycetes; Sordariales; Chaetomiaceae
Exons: 3
Coding region: 1-1080 (359 amino acids)
Source: RefSeq, a predicted model, not a curated record